UGAGAAUAGAUCCAACCGCCCUCGUGUAUUCCCUCAAGAAUUUCKCACCCACAGAUCCUACUAUCGCCAGGUGACUCAUAUACAUCUGGAUGUUCGACUUUCAAUUGGAACGUAUCUCAGGGAACAAGAACAAGGCUGAUGGGUUGAGCAGGAUAGAAUGGGAGAAACCCGGAGAUGCCAAGGAGGAAACUCCACCAGUAGAUGGAUUCCUAGAUGAAGAUGAUAUGCAGCUCCAUGUGAACUCAUGGAGACUGAGUGUUAAUGAUAGGGAAGCAAGGAGAGGGAAGUCCAUGUGGUACGCACCAGCAACUUUUGUAAAAAUCGAAGAAUUGGUGUUGAAACCUUUCAUUGAAGAAGACCCAUGGGGAGAAAGGAAUGGAGAGUGGAUGAAGGAGUUGGCUUGGGCAGAGACCUACAGACUGACUGACGACCCAGUAACGAUUGAGGCAGGAACGAAGCAGGUAGAUCAUCGCCUGCUGACAAUGGGGAGAGUACACUAUCUUGUCAACGCACUCCUGCAAGUUCAGGCUGAAAAUGAAGGAGAAAUAGUAAAGGCAGAUGAGAUAGUGUUGGGGGAUGAUCUCGAAUUUGAUGAGGAGAUGAAAGGAGACGAGUUUGAACAAGGGGGGAUCUCAGAGGAUUUCCGGGAAGAAGAAUAUGAUGGGUUCCAUCUAGAAAUGUUGAUUCGAUUGCAUGAAAUGCUCAGGGAAGACUGUGAGUGGCUCCUCGAAGGGGAAGCAGAGGUGGCUGAUAAGUUGGGAAGAAUGGAGGAAGGAAGAAGAAGGGAAAUGAAGAUCCCCAUUCAGGAACUUCAGGACAGGAUAAGGGAAAAGACAGAGUUGCUCACGUGGGGGUUAGCAAACUAUGUCCCUGAAAUCCUGAAGGAGAUUCAGAGGUUGAGGGCAAGGGAAGAAAGAAAGGACAUGCAGUGGACAAAAGUGGAAAAGGAGAUGAAAGGUUUGAAGGCUGAGACGAAAAAGACAAAGAUUGAGCAGGGAAAGCUGAAAGUGAAGGUGGAAGCACUAAACAUUGCCCUUGACAACAAAAGUGAGGUGGAGACAAAAAAAAUGGAGAAGGAGAGGUUGGAAAGGGAAAUUGGAGAAACAUCACUGACUGGUAACAGAGUGAGACAGGAUAGGAAAAGAUCUUACCUUGAGACAUUAAUUGGGGCAGCAUCUCAGGAUAUUCCAUCAUCUGCAAAAAGAACAAAGGAGGAGGAAAAGAAGCUAUGCUGGUAUUGUAUGAAGGGAGUCAAUAGGAGAGAUGAUUGUCCUGGGUUUAAGACAGAGAGGGCUAAGGGGUUGCUUAGUCUCGAUGAGAACAUCAGACUCAUCGAUAGGAAGGGAAAUCUAAGUAAAAGAACAAAGGAAGGGUUCAGGGUCUAAUUGUAUGAGCAGUUGGGACUCACCUUAGAGGAUUAGAAUGAAACAAUUUUGAAGUU
Molecule: messenger RNA, 1441 nt
Organism: Chara braunii
Lineage: Eukaryota; Viridiplantae; Streptophyta; Charophyceae; Charales; Characeae
Source: the annotation of a GenBank genome assembly